Didymodactylos carnosus is the source of this 237-nucleotide messenger RNA. The record is from the annotation of a GenBank genome assembly. NCBI's taxonomy places the organism in Eukaryota, Metazoa, Rotifera, Eurotatoria, Philodinida, Philodinidae.
AUGAUCGGCCCAGCACUUGCGAUUGGUGGCUUGUGUUUAUUGGGUUUGAUCGGUUUAGCCAUAGCUGCCAUCAUUAUUCUUGCUCUUAUUCCGACAUACACACAAUCAAACGCCACACAGGGAAAUGGAGAAGAAUAUCGUAUGAAUCAGUUGGUUUUACGGGCUCUUACAGACAGUGGUAGUGCAUCUAAUAAAAGUAUCGCUGACAGCAGUGCUUUAUCAGCAGCGGUAAUUUAG